AUGCCCUGGUUCCGGGCUCCCGUGGGAGCCAACCAGACCUGGACGCGUGACUUUGUCUUGCUGGGCUUCGCCCACGUGCCCACGCUGCGCCCGCUGCUCUCUGCGCUUUUCACGGCCAUGUUCACGCUCACGCUGCUGGGCAACGGUCUCCUCGUGCUGCUGAGCAUCUGGGACCCCGUCCUGCAGGCACCCAUGUACUUCUUCCUGCGCCAACUGGCCCUUGUGGAGGUCUGCUUCUCCCUGGAUAUCGUGCCCCGACUGCUCGCCACGCUGCUCUGGCCGGGGCGCGGCCUGUCACCCGUGAGCUGUGCCCUGCAGCUGCUGCUGGUGCUGGCCUGCGUGACGACAGAGUGCUUCCUCCUGACGGCCAUGGCCUGGGACCGCUACGUGGCCAUCUGCAGGCCCCUGCACUAUGGCAUCAUCAUGAGCCCGCGGCUCUGCCACCUGCUGGCAGCCACCUGCUGGCUGGCCGGUGUCCCAGUGUCCCUGGUCUUCACCAUCUGGCUGUUCAGCUUCCCCUUCUGUGGGCCCCGGGGCAUCCGCCACUUCUUCUGCGACAUCGCCCCUCUGCUGAGCCUCGUGUGCGCAGACACCAGGCUCUUUGAGGCCAAUGUGCUGGUGGCCACCGUGCUGGUCAUCAUGACUCCCUUCUGUCUGAUCGCCGCGUCCUACAUCGGCGUGCUGGCCACCGUCCUACGCAUGCCCUCAGCCACGGGGCGCCACAAAGCCCUGUCCACGUGUGCCUCCCACCUCAUCGUGGUGGUUCUGUUUUACGGCACAACGGGGGUCAUCCACUUGCGACCCAAGGCCAGCUACUCCCCUGAGAGCAAGCAGGUGGUUUCCCUCUCCUACACGCUGGUCACCCCCAUGCUCAACCCCCUCAUCUACAGCCUGCGGAACAAGGAGGUGAAGGCUGCUCUGGGCCGUGUGUGCUGGGGGCGGCACGGGUCAGGGCCCCGGGAAUGA
Messenger RNA from Echinops telfairi (small Madagascar hedgehog), 966 nucleotides. Its product is annotated as olfactory receptor 10A7-like. Gene Ontology annotation, biological process: G protein-coupled receptor signaling pathway. The record is from RefSeq and is a predicted model, not a curated record. The transcript has a single exon. The coding region runs from base 1 to 966 and encodes 321 amino acids. Gene Ontology annotation, cellular component: membrane. NCBI's taxonomy places the organism in Eukaryota, Metazoa, Chordata, Mammalia, Afrosoricida, Tenrecidae. Gene Ontology annotation, molecular function: G protein-coupled receptor activity; olfactory receptor activity.